This is a messenger RNA of Rotaria sp. Silwood1, 1803 nucleotides long. NCBI's taxonomy places the organism in Eukaryota, Metazoa, Rotifera, Eurotatoria, Philodinida, Philodinidae. The record is from the annotation of a GenBank genome assembly.
AUGUGUAUGCUUCGUAUCUUUCAAAUAUUCGUUACACUAUUUAUAUUCAAGAAUACUAAUUCAAUUUCAAGCCCUAUCAGACCAUUUACUAAGUACGACUAUUCGGUAGAACUCGAAAAAAAUGUAGCCGAUCUAUGGUGGACAGUGGAUGAUAUUAAACAAGAAAUUGUGUUCGAGUUGCAUAUUAAAACUACAGGUUGGAUUGCUUUGGGUAUAAGUCCAGGUAGAGAUGAUCUAGAUUUUCUAAUUUUUCUUCGACUAUAUUCAACGAAUGAAUAUCUAGCUGGCGGUAUGGCAGGUGCAGAUAUCGGCGUGGGUUGGAUCGAUCAAGCGGGUAACAUUCAUUUUCAAGAUCGAUAUGCAUUUGGUUUUUCAAAACCUAUUCCUGAUGAUACAACCAUGGAUUGGCAUGCCAUGCAAGGUCGUGAACUAAAUGGAUGGACAGCAAUUCAAUUUAAACGUUUACUAGAUACUUGUGAUUCAAUGGAUGUUCCAAUUAAAUCUGGAACGAACGUUCUUAUAUUUGCAUAUGGUUUAACGGAUCCAAAUAUGGCGCGGCUAGAUGAUGAUAUUUCAUAUCAUGAAAAUCGACGAGGCUCACGUAUCAUUCCACUUCAAUCUUAUAGUAUUCCACCUCCGAAAAGCAAGUUUGCUGAAUUAGAUACGUUCGAAUGGCGAAUGAAUCAUUAUUUAGUUCCACCUAUUGAUACAAUCUACUAUUGCAAAGUAUUCAAAGCGCCGAGCCAUUUCCCAAUGAAACAUCAUGCUGUUGCGCAUCAAUUCAUUAUUGACUCGGUAAAUCGUGACAUCGUUCAUCAUAUGGAUGUGUAUGAAUGUGAACCUGAAACAACCAUUUUUGACGACACUAGUUUACCUGCUGGUGAAUGUGAUCAAAUGAUGGAACUGGCAAAAAUAUGUACAUCAAACAUUGUUGCUGUAUGGUCUGUUGGUGCAGAUGACAUUUCAGAAUAUGUUCCUGUAGCUGGCUAUCCUGUUGGUGGUGAUUUUCCUAUCAAAUAUUAUUUGCUUCAAAUUCAUUAUGAUAAUCCACGACUAUUAUCGGGUCGUCGAGACAAUUCGGGAAUAAAAUUUUAUGUUGAUAGAAAACUUCGUCAAUAUGAUAUUGGCUAUCUUUCAUUUGGUACGCUAUCAAACGCCUAUGCACUGGCAAUACCGCCGCGUGUCGAUCAUUUUAUGGUCGAUUCUUAUUGCCCAGCCAAUUUCAGUAAAGAUUUUCCUAAAUCUGGAAUAACAGUUAUUAGUGCCAUUCCACACACUCAUUUACAAGGUCGAAGUGUAUGGACAAAGCUGAUUCGUAAUGGUCGAGCAGUGCAAUAUCUAUUCAAUGGAGAAUCUUUCAAUUUUAAUUAUCAAUUUGAAAACCGUCUAGCAAAACCAAUCGAACUCUAUCCAGGUGAUGAAUUUGUUACACAAUGUGUAUACAGUACAAAUAACAAAGAUGAAAUAACAUUGGGUGGUGAACGAACAAAAGACGAAAUGUGUAUGCAUACAUUUAUGUAUUAUCCUCGAAUAAAUAAUCUUUUCCUAUGUCGAACAGAAAAUGAUUUGUCAUCAUGGCGAAAUUUUUUAAACAAUUCAUCAGAAAUUGAUGAUCUUUUAAAAUUCAAGUACUUAUUAACUAAUAUAAAAUGGACACCUGAUCUAGCUAAACAAUGGCAACAAUUCUAUAAUAAUGCUUCGCGUCGUCUUACCCUUGGUGGUGGAAAAAUGUUUGAACAGCGGUCCAUGGGUAUAAUGCCUUCAUAUGAAGAUUUAGCCACUGAACACUGUAGACGAAUAUAA